AUGGAUAAUUACAAGAAGAAAACACCCGGCCGGGUGCAGCAUCUGGAGUAUACCCAAAUACGUCCGCAGCUCACCGGAGGUAGCAAGUCCGAGCUCACUGGAUACAUUUUCGGUCGUAUGAAGUCCGAGCUAAACGAUGUACCGGCACAGACGGCCGCCGGCUCCACCUUACCCUUGGUGGACCUGAUCAAGGAUGACGAGGAGGCGGGAACGUACAACCCGUUUGAAAACCGCAAGGUGACGCAUCCGACAACUGACAUGGAAACGUUGGUCCAUCUGCUGAAGGGCUCGCUAGGAUCGGGAAUUCUUGCCAUGCCCUUGGCAUUCGUGAAUGCCGGGCUGUGGUUCGGAUUGGUCGCCACGGUUGCGAUUGGUGCGAUUUGUACCUACUGCAUCCAUAUUCUGGUGCGCUGCUCGCACAUCUUGUGCCGGCGCGCACAGCUACCUUCACUGGGGUUUGCUGAUGUCGCGGAGGUUGCGUUCCUUGCCGGUCCGGAGCAGCUGAAAAAAUACUCUCGGCUUGCCCGGUUCAUCAUCAACCUGUUCCUGGUGAUAGAUCUGAUCGGUUGCUGCUGUAUCUAUAUCGUGUUUGUGGCGACCAACCUGAAGCAGGUAGUGGAUCACUACACUCAUUCCUACUGGGAUGUGCGCAUUUACAUCCUGAUGUUGCUGGCUCCACUGAUCCUGCUUAACCUGAUCCGUAAACUGAAGUAUUUGACACCGUUCUCGCUGAUCGCCAACGUGCUGAUUGGUGCUGGUGUUGGAAUCACGCUGUACUACAUCGUCACCGAUCUGCCAGCUCUGUCGGAACGUAAAGCUAUCGCUGAAGUUCAGCAUAUGCCAAUGUUCUUCGGCACUGUCAUCUUCGCGCUGGAGGGUAUCGGUGUAGUUAUGUCGCUGGAGAACAACAUGAAGAACCCGCAGAACUUUAUUGGAUGUCCGGGUGUGCUUAAUACCGGAAUGUCUGUUGUGGUAAUGCUGUAUGCUACUGUUGGCUUUUUGGGCUAUCUGAAGUAUGGAGAAGAUACCAAGGGCAGCAUCACAUUGAAUCUUCCGGUAGAGGAUGUGCUGGCUCAAAUGGUAAAGCUCAUGAUUGCGGUAGCCAUCUUCCUUACCUAUGCGCUUCAGUUCUACGUGCCCAUGGAGAUCAUCUGGAAAAACAUCAAAGGAAACUUCAACGAGCACCAGAACGUUGCUGAGUACACCCUGCGAAUUGGCCUAGUGAUCCUUACUGUUAUAAUUGCUGCAGCACUGCCCAACUUGGGACCGUUCAUCACACUCAUCGGGGCUGUGUGUCUGAGCACACUUGGUUUAAUGUUUCCCGCUGUCAUUGAGCUGGUUACGUUCUACGAAAAGCCCGGCUUCGGACGAUUCAACUGGAUCCUGUGGAAGAAUGUGUUUCUCAUCCUGUUUGGUGUGGUCGGUUUCGUUACCGGCACUUACGUCAGUAUAGUGGAGUUCUCGGAGCAUCUCGAAGAAGUGUAAGGCCGCCGACAUCCGUCAACACCUUUCAUCCCACUCGAACUCCCCUGGCGUGGCGGGAUACCGUGCAUCACAGCGCGACA
Messenger RNA from Anopheles marshallii, 1565 nucleotides. Its product is annotated as proton-coupled amino acid transporter-like protein pathetic. The transcript has 4 exons. The coding region runs from base 1 to 1485 and encodes 494 amino acids. Gene Ontology annotation, cellular component: vacuolar membrane. Gene Ontology annotation, biological process: amino acid transmembrane transport. The record is from RefSeq and is a predicted model, not a curated record. Gene Ontology annotation, molecular function: amino acid transmembrane transporter activity. Lineage: Eukaryota; Metazoa; Arthropoda; Insecta; Diptera; Culicidae.